This is a messenger RNA of Penaeus vannamei (Pacific white shrimp), 834 nucleotides long. NCBI's taxonomy places the organism in Eukaryota, Metazoa, Arthropoda, Malacostraca, Decapoda, Penaeidae. The record is from RefSeq and is a predicted model, not a curated record.
AUGAAAAAGCUCGGCGUUCGGCCAUACACCUUCUCGCUCACCAACACCGCAGUAGCAUACACCUUCUCGCUCACCACCACCAGAUACACCUCAUACACCUACACCUUCUCGCACACCACCACCGCCAGUAGCAUACAGCCUCACCCUCACCAUAGCAGUAUGCACCCUCAUCCACCGCCACAGCACACCUCACCCUCACCAUCACCAUCACAGCAGCCUACACAGGCACCUCAACCACCACCGCCACCAGUCUACCACCUCACCACCGCCACAGUCUACACCCUCACCCCCACAGCAGUCUACACCCUCACGACCGCCACAGCAGUCUACACCCUCACCCUCACCACAGCAGUCUACACAGGCACCAUUACCACCACCACCGCCACAGCAGUCUACACCCUCACACCGCCACAGCAGUCUACACCACCACCACCGCCACAGCAGCAUACACCCUCACAUCACCACAGCAGUCUACACAGGCACCAUUGCCACCACCACCGCCACAGCAUCUACACCCUCACCACCGCCACAGCAGUCUACACCACCACCACCGCCACAGCAGUCUACACCCUCACACCGCCAAGCAGCAUUACACCCUCACCCUCACAUCACCAUCACCACAGCAGCCUACACAGGCCCCUCACACCACCACCGCCACAGCAGUCUACACCCUCACACCGCCACAGCAGUCUACACCCUCACCCUCACCAUCACCACAGCAGUCUACACAGGCACCAUUACCACCACCCGCCACAGCAGUCCCUCACCACCGCACACAGUCUACACCCUCACCCUCACCACCGCCACCACACAACCAUGAAAAAAGGCAACUAA